AUGGCGGUGACGACGGCGCCGGCGGGAGGCUCGGGGUUACCCCUGCUAGCGCUCGUCGCCUUCCUGGGGCUCACUGUGGCGGCCGCCGGAGAAGGAGCGGCGGCCGCGCCGCCCAAGUACAAGGACCCCCGGCAGCCGGUUAUGGCCCGCGUGAGGGAUCUCAUAAGCCGGAUGACACUUGCCGAGAAGAUCGGCCAGAUGACCCAGAUCGAGAGGUCCGUCGCCUCCCCCGACGUCGUCAAGCAAUUCGCCAUUGGUACUCCCCUCUCUCUCUCUCUCUCCCUUUUUUUUCUUCUUCUCCUUCGUAUCCUUCUUCUUGAGGCGGAGGAUGGUGGUUGCAGGAAGCGUGAUGGGCGGAGGCGGGAGCGUGCCCCGGCCGAGGGCCGCCGCCGAGGAGUGGGUGGCCAUGGUCAACGACCUGCAGAGGGGGAGUUUGUCCACCCCCCUUGGCAUUCCCAUCAUCUAUGGAAUCGACGCCGUCCACGGCCACAACAACGUCUUCAACGCCACCAUCUUCCCCCACAACGUCGCCCUCGGCGUCACCAGGCAAACCCCACGGCGGCGACGGCCCCCCGCCGCUGCCACCUCCCUCCCUCCCUCCCUCCUCCAGCCGGUGGUCCUGAACUCUCUUCCUGAAUUCUAUCUUCCUCCUGAGCAGGGACCCGGAGCUGGUGAAGAAGAUCGGUGCCGCCACCGCGCUGGAGGUCAGAGCCUCAGGCAUCCAGUACACCUUCGCUCCAUGCAUAGCGGUGCCAUUCUGAAACCCCUUCCACCAUGAUCAGACUGUGAAAUGUUGACCCUUAAGCUCAACCAGGAGAUCUCCUUCCUUCCUGCUCGAUCCAUCGCACAGGUCUGCAGAGAUCCGAGAUGGGGCCGCUGCUACGAGAGCUAUAGCGAAGACCCCGAGAUCGUCCAGAUGAUGACCGAGAUCAUCCCCGGCCUCCAGGGCGAUCCCCCUCCAUCCUCCAAGGGCGUCCCCUUCCUCGCUGGCAAGUAAGAAACCUCUCUCUUUCUCUCUCCUCUUUCUCUCUCCUCUUUCUCUCUCUGCUGUAAGUUGAUGGUGGCGGCUCUCCAGGGAGAAGGUGGCGGCCUGCGCGAAGCACUUCCUGGGGGACGGGGGGACCCAGAACGGCGUGAACGAGGGCAACGCCAUGACUGACCUCCACGAGCUGCUGGGCGUUCACAUGCCGGGGUACUACCAGGCGGUCAUCAAGGGCGUGUCCACCAUCAUGGUCUCCUACUCGAGCUGGAACGGGAGGAAGAUGCACGCCAACGGCGACCUCAUCACGGGGUUCCUCAAGAAUAAGCUCCACUUCAGGGUACGCCCCCCCGCCGCCAUCGCCGGCGAGCUUAUCGACCUUCUUCAUCCUGCUCUUCUGCAAUUGUUACUGUGUCUCCAGGGCUUCGUCAUCUCCGACUGGCAGGGAAUCGACAGGAUCACUUCCCCACCCGGCGCCAACUACACCUUCUCCGUCGAGAUCUCGGUCAACGCCGGCCUAGACAUGGUGAGCUAGCAACCAUGCGAGUCAACCCCUUCUUCUCUCUCACACACUCACUGAGGAUCUUCCAUUAUUCUUCUUCUUCUUGGUUGCACCGGCGGAGCAGAUCAUGGUGCCGUUCGACUACCAGGGAUUCAUCGGCAACCUCACCUACCUGGUCAACCACAACUUCGUGAACAUGUCCCGGAUCGACGACGCCGUGGAGAGGAUUCUCCGAGUCAAGUUCACCAUGGGCCUCUUCGAGAACCCCCUCGCCCCCCUCCACCUCUCCCACCACCUCGGCGCCACCGUAUAGAUCCACCUCUCCUCUCUCUCUCUCUCUCUCUCUCUCUCUCUCUCUCUCUCUCUCUCGCUCUAAGUUCUCUCUGUUCUAUGUGGGGGAGCAGGAGCACAGGGAGCUGGCGAGGGAGGCGGUGAGGAAGUCGCUGGUCCUGCUGAAGAACGGCGGGGCACUUCUUCCCCUGCCCAAGAAGGUCUCCAAGAUCCUGGUAACGGGCUCCCACGCCGAUAACCUCGGCUACCAGUGCGGCGGCUGGUCCAUCGAGUGGCAGGGCCUCAGCGGCAACGACCUCACCACCGGUAAGGAACUCUCUCUCUCUCUCUCUCUCUCUCUCUCUCUCUCCCGCUCCCGCCGCUGCCAGUGACCCUUCUACCACCGUGCAGGGACGACGAUCCUCGCCGGAAUCAGGGCCGCCGUGGACCUCUCGACGGAGGUGGUCUUCUGGGAGUCGCCGGAGAAGAGCGCGGUGGCGGCGGGGGGCUUCUCCUUCGCGGUGGUGGCGGUGGGGGAGACGCCCUACGCGGAGACGAAGGGGGACAGCGGCGAGCUCGCCAUAGCCGAGCAAGGGAGGAGCACCGUGGAGAACGCCUGUGCCGCCGUUCGCUGCGUGGUGGUUCUGGUCACCGGCCGGCCUGUGGCGGUGGAGGGGAUGGUGGCGCAGGUGGACGCGCUGGUUGCGGCGUGGUUGCCAGGGACGGAAGGCGGCGGGGGGAUCGCCGAUGUGCUCUUCGGGGAUUACGGCUUCUCCGGGAAGCUCGCAAGGACCUGGUUCAGGUCCGUGGACCAGCUCCCCAUGAACGUCGGAGACCCGCACUACGACCCGCUCUUCCCCUUCGGCUUCGGUCUCUCUACAGAACCCUCCACCAGGUAG
This is a messenger RNA of Spirodela intermedia, 2650 nucleotides long. Lineage: Eukaryota; Viridiplantae; Streptophyta; Magnoliopsida; Alismatales; Araceae. The record is from the annotation of a GenBank genome assembly.